Pectinophora gossypiella (pink bollworm) is the source of this 1594-nucleotide messenger RNA. RefSeq names its product cytochrome P450 4V2-like. The record is from RefSeq and is a predicted model, not a curated record. The transcript is spliced from 10 exons. Lineage: Eukaryota; Metazoa; Arthropoda; Insecta; Lepidoptera; Gelechiidae. Bases 1 to 1506 code for a protein of 501 amino acids. Gene Ontology annotation, molecular function: heme binding; oxidoreductase activity, acting on paired donors, with incorporation or reduction of molecular oxygen; monooxygenase activity.
AUGUUGUUGUUUUUGACCGUGAUUAUUAUAAUUUUAAUAAUAGGUUUAAAAGUGAGAAAUAGGAAAUAUGAAAGACUAAGGAAGAUAUUCAGUCAUGACUUACCAUCUAUACCUAUAUUAGGAAUAACGUACUUAGCGAUUGGUAGCAAUGAAAGAAUUAUGCAAUUUAUACAAAUGAUCGGUCGUGAGGGAAACCGAAAAGGCGGACUUAUAUGCGAUUGGUUUGGACCUUCACUAUUUUUAGUAAUAUCCGAUGCUGAAAUCGCGAGACUGUUAACAACUAAAUGUCUGGAAAAGGACAAUUUAUUUAAAAAAAUGGGAUCUUUAUUAAUCGGUAAUGGAAUAUUUACUGCACCAGUUCCAGAAUGGCGCACGCGGCGCAAGAUUUUAGUUCCAACAUUUAAUACAAGGAAUUUGAAUCGAUUCGUACAUGUAUUUUCGAAGCAAUCCUACAUAAUGGUACAAAGGCUUCGAAGUAAAGCGAAUGCUCAACCGUUUGCAGUCUGGAGUUACUUUGCUUAUAACAACAUGGAUUCUGUUUGUGAAACAGUGAUGGGCGUGCAAUUAAAAGCUCAAGAAAAACCCGAACAGCCAUUUUUGACAUCUUUUUUGGAAGCAUUCCAUUUAACUGCAAGUCGCAUAUUUCAGCCAUGGCUCUAUGCCGACUUUAUAUACAAACUCUUUCCUGCCAGUAGACAACACGAAAAAGCUAGAAAUAUAAUGUAUGGCUUCGUCAGUGAUUUGAUAAUAUCUAAACGUAAAGAAAUUCAAGAAAACCAAACUAGAAAUUCACAGACAGGAGAACCUCAGAUGAAAACAUUUCUGGAUAUGUUGAUUGCGUCUUCAGAAGAAGAGAGAGGCUAUACUAAUGAGGAAUUAUCAGAUGAGAUAAUGGCUUUGAUGUUGGCCAGCACAGAUACUUCUGCCAAUGCUGCUGCUUUUACCUUAAUCAUGUUGUCCAGAUACCCUGACAUUCAAGAAAAGGUCUUCAAAGAGUUAAAGGAAGUGUUCGGCAAUGAGAAAGGACCAAUUGUUCCUGAAGAUCUUCCACGACUGAAGUAUAUGGACAUUGUUAUUAAAGAAACUUUAAGACUAUACCCUCCAGCGCCUUUGAUAAUAAGACAAGUAUCAGAAGAUGUCAUGUUACCGUCAGGAGUCACCAUACCCGCGGGUUGUGGUAUUCUGUUAAAUAUCUGGGCUGUACAUCGCAAUUCUACCUACUGGGGCGAAGACGUGGAAGAGUUCCGACCAGAAAGGUUCCUAGAUACACCGUUCAAGCAUCCCGCACAAUAUAUGCCAUUCAGCUUUGGGCCAAGGAGUUGUCCAGGAUACUCGUACGCCAUGAUGUCAAUGAAGACGUUAUUAGCGAUGACACUGAGGGAGUACCGCGUGUUACCAGCCACUUCACCGAACGAAUCAAAUCAGUAUCCUCCUCUACGACUGACCUUUGAGCUUCUGAUGAAGGACGCCGAUGGUUUUAAGAUUUGCCUCGAGCCGAGACAGUGAAAACUUCACUUUUUCAUUCGGUCAUACGGAUGACAUACCCGCACUAACGCCACUGCUUUUUCAUUAAACAAAGCUUUGACGCCACUUA